Messenger RNA from Lates calcarifer (barramundi perch), 9332 nucleotides. RefSeq names its product KIAA1549-like a. NCBI's taxonomy places the organism in Eukaryota, Metazoa, Chordata, Actinopteri, Centropomidae. The record is from RefSeq and is a predicted model, not a curated record.
AGUGCCACUGAAUUGAUGUUAAAGGUUUUAAUUAGGGUACAAACAUGUUUCAGUGCAGAGACAUUUCUCUAGUCUAUUUAUCAACAUAGGACACUGGGGUAAGCUGCUGAGAUCAUAUAUACUCCACACAGAAACACAGACAUGAUCAUCAUUACUAAUAAGCCUACACAGAAACAUCUGAGUCGGAACCAUGGGCCUUAAACAACAAAUAAUCAAAUAGCCUGCAGGAGCUCAUGACCUUUAUCCUACAUCUGUGCCAUUUAGGGACAUACAUAUGUUUUCUAUCUAAUGAGUUUCCUUUCACUGUAUGCUAUGUCACUGUACUGUAAGAAAACACAAACAUGGUCUUGUUAGCUGUUCCACAUUUCUUGGUGUGUUCCCACACACUGAAGUUUAGACUGUUAUUACAGGUUAUAUUGAUUCUGUUAACAAAACAUCAAUACUACAGUUACAGCUGAGAUAUUCUGAUUUUGCUUGAUCAAGCGCCCAAAAUACUGGCCACAUUUCCCAUGAUGCAACUUGAUAAUGUCUUUUGUGAGACAACUUUACAAACAACUUUAGUUUAGAAAUGUGUUAGAAAUGUGUCGACAUCAUCUCAGGUUACUGUUUCAGAUUUAAAGCUCCAGACUCUCAGACAUCAGACAUCGAUGGAGUGCCCCUUUAACGCCACCACGCCAGAUGUGCCUCCAGAUAAAUCUUACGCAUUUAUUUUGAAGGCAGCAUCAGCUGUUUCCGGUAUUGUAACCGUACAUUGACGCAGCUGCCAGCAGAGAUGGAGAGCGCUCUGCGGUCGCAGUAGGGACAUCAGACGCGCCUGCACACAGAAACAUACACGGUGAGACGCGUAAAGGAAUAAAAAGACAUCUCUUUGUUUCCUGAUCGACCCUCACAGCCUCCAUCAGGCUCAUGGAGAGCGGAGCCCUGCUUGUCCGCAUCGGGGACAGGUUGAUCGGAUGCCUUUCACCACAGCAGAGCCGUUAGAUGUUUUCCAUUCAGGAUUAAUUGGUUGACCAAUGGCUCCCAAACAUGCGCUCCUCUCCAGCAGCGGCAGCAGUGGCCUCGGGGUCGGAGGGAUAAAUGUUAAAGAAGACCCCUGCUCUGCCUCUCCGACGGCAUGGAUCCCGGAUGCAGGGAUGGUGGCCGUCUGCACGCCGAGGAACGGGAAGAGGAAACGGUCGCUGAGUGGGAUGAUGGCCCGGUGGCUUGUGAUCAUCGGCGCAGUGCUGAUGCUGAUGAUGCAGAGCUCCUUGGCCGCUGAUGCUGAGGGAGAUCAUCGUGAGUCAGUACGGCCGGCUGUAUUGCCUCUGGACCCCGCAGUGCCCUCCAACCUCUCAGCCACCCCCAGAAUUGGAGCUAAAGACAAAGAUGGGAUGGAUGGGACUGAUGUCGGUCCUAGAGCCUGGCCUGAGGGCAAAGUGUUUGCUGAGGCCAGAACAGCAGUUUGGACUGAAACAGAAGCAGGAAUGCGUGCUGGAGCAGGUGGAAAAGUCUUUGCAGAGACUGGGAUUAUGACUGGAACUGGAGCCUGGGCUGAAGUUGAUGCUGAAUGGAGGCCAGUGGACAAGGAGGGGGGUGACCUGCCCAACAUGCCCAGGGACCCAGCUGCCUGGCUGGGGCAGCAGAGGCUGCAUACGCAUGGACAGGGCCAAAGAGAGCAGGCAGCUUUUUCAUCAGUCAUCACCAUGCUCGCAGAAACAGCAGAGCUUCAGGCACCAGCAGUGAGAAAACCUUUAGGUCUGCUGUCUAAAGCUGCUUGGACCAAAAGCUCCUCUUCAUCAUCAUCCAAGGCGUCCUCUUCCUCUUCCUCCUCCUCCUCUUCUGUGACAAAAGCAUCCUCUUUGCCUUCCACCUCCUUAUCCUCCUCCUCUGCAACCAGUAACAGAGACAGUCAGACAGCAGGAUCAGGCAAUGUCUCUCUGGUUGCUGUCACCUACAACUCCUCCAGCAGCAACAGCAGCUUCAGUCUGGAGGAGUCAGUGAACAGUCUGCCGGCCUGGGACCUCCCCACUGUCCCUGAGUCACUUCUGUCUACAGUGGGCGACCAUGACGUCACACUUCCUGCCAAUGUCACCAGCCCUUUCUCCACCCACCAAUGGAACACCACCAUGCCUGUGCGCACCAGAAACACCUCACGGCACACAACCACUUCAAGCACCACCAUAAAGACAUCUCUAUCACCCACCACCACAUCAACUUUACUGUUAUCUACCACGGCAAGAGCACAAACGCCAUCAGAAUCCACCACGGCUUCCAACACUGCAAGCCUGGACACUGUGACCAGCGAUAACCUUCAGCUAACGACAGUAACCAUGACGACGCCCUCAACGACCACUCUUACUGUGACCACUGACGAGGUGACAAUGCAGGUAGCAACCACUGUGAGUGCUGUAUCUUUACCAUCGAAUAUCACUGCUGCUACAACCAUGCAGCAAACGACAAGCCUCAAAGUGACCACAGUGGCUAAGACUCAGCCUACAACAAUCACUACAACCACACCGGCCCCUACUACCACCACUACUCUACCCCCAACCACCACCACCACUACUCCUGCCCCCACUACUACUACUACUACUACUACUACUACACCUGCUACUACUACUGUUGCCACCACUUCUACUACUACAACUACAGCCACAACAGCAAAGGUACCUGUUACCACUGUGUUCAUCCCGGGCCAUACUACACCAUCUUCUACCACAACCGCAGAACCUCCAUCCAGCACCACUGCAGAGGAAAGUCCUCUACCAUGCAACGUGACUGAGAAAUAUUGGGUCAGAUCAGUUUUAUCCAUUGAGCUGCGCAGGAACUGCCUGGACCUGAUCCUUAAACAGAAUCUCUCUAAAGGACUGAGCCAUGCCCUGCAGAGAGCACUGAAUGACUCCUCUGCCUAUGCACAGGUGGAGCAUGAUGACUGCAGCCCCCAUAACGUGACACUGGGUUACUACGUGGCCAGUGGAAAAACUGUCUACAUUUCCUCCUUGGUGGUUGAGGCACUGAAUGUUUAUGGUUUUGACAAGCUGCUGUCUGACAUCAGGCAGCACAUCCCAUUGGUUAAGGCAGUUCUGGUUCCCGUGGCAACCUGGGUGCCCACUCCGAGCAUUCACCUGCAGUUGAAAACAGUGUUGAGGUUCGUCGGCCCGACAGACAACAUCUACUCCUGCAGUUUUGUCCAGAUGUUGGAACAGAGGCUUGAAAACGCCUUUGAUGAAGCUCAGGACAAAGUGCUGGAGACCUACAACAGGCUCACUGUGGAGAUCCAGAGUGUAUCUCAGGAGCCGGGGUCUCCAUCAGUCACUGUCGUGUACAUGGUGAAGAAUCAGGAUGCGAUUCUUAAUGGGACAAUCUCCAGCGGUCUCCUCAACCAGCUGACUGCUGAGCUGGUGGGCUACUUCCUGUUCUACCCACCACUGGUCAUUGCUGAGCCCCUUGAAUACCAUAACCUCAACACAUCGACGGCAACCAAGAACUAUUGGGUGAUAACAGUGAUCCAGGACGUGGACAGCUCCUCCCUGGAGGACAACUAUCAGAGCUUUGCCAGCCUGAUGGAGCAGCGGCUGGCCGAACUUUUCCUUGUGGCUGGUAGGCAGGGCUCUCGGACAGUACGAUCCCGGCGUGCCAGCACUGUAGGGGGCUACACUGUACAGAUGGUGAGCAUGCGUCGACUGCCUGGCCCCAAGAACCCAGCAGAGAUGACCUACUAUGCCCAGCUGAAUGGAGCACCCAUCACUGGAACCACUGCUGCCAAGACCCUGAGCAGUCUAGACUCUCAGACCAUGGCUCUGACUCUGGGAUACUUUGUACAAGUACAGGCUGAACCUGUGGUGAAGACACCACCCAGCAACCUGUGGAUCAUGGCCAUUCUAACGCCCCUCUUUCUGUUGAUGGUGGUGAUCGGCAUGGUGGCCUUCAUUUUAUGUAAGAGAAACAGAGUCAUCUUCAAAACUGGCGCCUUCAGGACCUUCAAAACCCGCUCUAAAACUUCGUACCGAAGGGAGGGAAGUUACCACCACCAGCCUGUCCAGGGCUUCGACUAUGCCAAGAAGCACAUGGGUCGAACAGGUGAUGAGGCCAUCUCAGUUACUAAGGAGACGCUGGUGUUGGGACUGCCUGUGCGAGAUGCUCCAUUGUCAUUGUCAUUGGAUAAGAAGGUCCACCAGGAUGGAACUGCCAGUAAAAGGCCCCCAUCUGCUGACAUUCACAAGGGAGGACGGUUGCCAAGUGAGGAGGAUGGCUCAGUGUCGAGUAACGGCUCAGGGAAGCUGAACACCAGCAAGACCUCAUCAGCCCGUAGGACAACAACUGGUAGCAGCAGCAAGAAUGGCAAGGAGGAGCUGCACAAGAGGAACACCAAUGACCCAUAUGAAGACCAUUCAGGUUCUCUGCGUCUCAUUACCAUUAAACCCAUGACGGCUCAGCCAACAUACUCCUACCCCUCCUCCUCCUCCCACAGCCAAGACUCUGUGGUCGUCAAUGGAGAGGCAAACCAUGGCGGGUUGAAGCAGAAGUCGGACAUUGAGCACUACAGGAACAAACUGCGUCAGAAGGCCCGCAGAAAGGGUUAUGGAGAGUUCUCGCUAUCUGAGAGCGGCAGCCACGGUUACAGUCACCGUGACACCAGGCAUAGUCGGCACGAUAAUGGGGUCAAGGAGCCAAUGACCGCAGAGGAGAAGAGGGCCUCUUUUGCAGGAUGUCAUAAGAGGUACUCCCAUCCACGGGAGCCCACCUAUUGGAGCAGACAGUCUCUGAGCAGCCCGAGCCCAGUGGAGACGGAGAUGGACCUGCUGGUCCUGAGAGAAAGAUCCAGAAGGGGCAUCCGUAACAAUGGCUACGAUGGUGAACCAGAGCCAUUUGAAGAGACCAACGUAGACCGUCUGAUGAGCUCUCUUGGUUAUGGAGGUGGAUCUACUGGCACCGGGAACGGCAGCCUGGGGGUGAAAGCUCACCGUGGCUCUGACUCCUCCACGCUCAGCUCUCAGCCAUCCAUUGACGAGGUCCGCACGCAAAUGCAUAUGUUGCUAGGCAACGCCUUCAGCCUGGCACCCCCGGACCAUGACCCACCUUCCCCUCCAACCAACCGUCACCAUCACCACCACCAUGCCCACAGCGCUUACAACCCCUCCCAUGCCAGCCACUACAGUGACGGGGUGACCAGCGCCCCAGGGACCAUGAACCAUCCCUGUGGAGGCAGACAGAGGAGCACAGGCUAUGAGGACAUGCACCAGUGCAGCCUGCCCAAACCAGGUUUCCGGUUCACUCAACUUCCUGAUAUGGGCAUUGGUUCUCCUCCGCCACUGAUCCCCUCUAGACCAGGACCACCACCUGGGACCUCACUACGACGUUCCACCCCUGAUGUUAGUCUGAAGCCUCGUGUGUCAGAGGCCUCAGACCUCCAGGCCCAGCAACACAAUGGCACCCCCUACCUGCCGCUGUCUAGGACGCCCUUCCCUGCAGUUACUGUCGACCAGUCCAUCACCACCUACUCAGGAAACCCAAUAACAGCAGUCUAUGCUAUAUCAGCCAACCGCCCAGGCUACUCAGACUACUUUGUCAUGUCGCCACCGUCCUCGUACCGUAGCCCAUCCUGGAUGUCCUACCCACCAGAGCCAGAAGACCUGCCAAGGCAGUGGAACGACACGCCGAACUCACGUCAUCUUGAAACCAUCUGUUGAAGUCGUCUGCAUGUGACACUGAGCAGAAACAGCUGAAAGCGUGGUGUCUUUCUGGAUGGGAAGAGGAGACUCUGGAGCUUUAUCACCCCUCCCACACAUGAGCCUGGCCUUCCUCCUGUUUGAUUCAUUCAUCACCAGUGGACCCCCUCUUGCUCCACAUUAUUUCCAGCUGUCCCUCUCUGCACUGGCCCAGCCUCCAUUGAUCCCCUCUCAGCCCAUUUCAUCUGCAGCUCAAAAUGCAUUUUCCAUCCCCCAGAACUCCUCUGCCCCUGUAAGCCCUUUCACCUGGUCAAAGCUCCACUUCAAUCUCCUUGCCAAUACAAAACCUCAGCCAUAAUUCUCUCUCUCUCUCUCUCUCUCUCUCUCUGCCUCUCUCUGUCUCUCUGUCUCUCUCUGUCUCUCUCUGUAUUUUUUCUGCUCCCUGAGCCCCCGGCCUCAUUGGCCCUUACUGGCCCCUGUGGGCCCCUAGUCACUAUCUUUAUGUAGACUGCCUCUUCUGUUGUACCACCACUGUACAGCCAGAGGUUCACACUGCUGAACUGAGCUGAGCUAAGAUAAAUUGUGUGACACUGUACUGUGCUUCCCUGCUUAACUACACGUGUGCAGUGUUGAUGAACAGGGUGAGCACAGUACAGUGUAACAUGCAGUGUGACAAGUUCUCUGCCCCAGCAAUCAUUGUACAGUAACUGCCAUCUGCCCAGCACACAAUGGCACACAGCACUGCGUUACCAGUACAGUAGUGCCCCAGCCAUGGCCAGUAGACUACUCCUCUGACCUGGACUGGACUGGACCGAACCAUCCUGGACAUGCUCUCAAGGUCCACCUUAAAGCCAGGAAUGCUGGACUGACUUAAAACUGUGCUUUUUUGAUGAAUCCAAAUUCCUAUAUAAACCUUCUACAGCUGAUUAAUAUGUGUAUUUUAAACUUAAGUGAAAAAACAUAAGGAAAAAGAAAAAAAAAUCUUGUCUUGGGCUGUCUCAAUUUCAGUUUUUGGAUAUUUGUGUGCUUUUGUCUUUAUUUUUGUGCAUUGAUUAUUAUCAAUGGAUUACUGUAUAAAAAAGAUGUAGUGAGUGUUUCUCUUUCACUCACCUUAUAUCAAGGCAAAAAAAUACAUUCUUUGAAGCAGAGAAAAUGGCAGCUUAGUUGUCUGUGGUUAUGAUGGCAUUUCUGUACUUUUAAAAAGAAUUACUUCAUUUACCUUUUUCCUUCAUCAGAUUCAGCAAUGAAAACAAGAAUUAAUCACUAUGUUCUGUCGAUCAUCUGAUUAUGAAGUUUUUGUCUGCUAACCAUUAGACAGACCUGAGUCAAAUAUACACAUUGAAAUCCUACUCACAUGCAAUUCUGUGAUUUGUAGCUUUGCAGUUGCUGCAGAGGUUGUUUGACUUUUCACAAAAGGCAGAUAUGAACACCUUGGAUAAAAACAUUUGCAAUAUGAUGAGUUGGAUUGGAAGUGAUUUCAAUUCUGGUUUGACUCAGGUCUAUUACAAUUACGUGAACACACCAGUAUUCUUAGAAAAACAGUUAUUUUACUUGAAAGGUGUCUACUGUAUUCUACUAUAUAAGGAACUUUGACCUUUGGUUAUUUUGGUUUUGAUGAAGAGGGAUGAAUAUUUGGUCACUGGAAUAUGGUGUAGUACUGUUGAAGAGAUUUGCUGGACUCGGAUGAGCAGUAUAUGUAAUGAUUAAAUGUAUUAUUGUAUAUAGCAGAUGAUUUAACAAAGAGAUUUAUGCAAGUAGUGUGGGAGGGAAACUUUGCUUCACGUUGUUCUGAUGCCAUUUUCCUUCCUUUUAGUUUCACAGCAUUUAUGAUGAAUGACUGUUUUUGAAACUCAGCUUUCUGAAGGAUGCACACAUUUCAGUAUCAUCUGGAUCAUCUUGUUUCAAAAUAUUACUAACACAAAACUUUAAAUAUUACGGAUAGCAUAUUACAAAAGAAACAGAUGGAGAGUUCAGAAUGACAUGCAGCCAGGAGGCACUUGUCAUGCAGAUCUAACCCUGCAUUUACAGUAUUCUUUGUUUAAACAAACCUAAUAUAGCCAUAACAGUUAAAACAAGGUAGUUACAAUUUUAGUACAAAGAAUGUCACAGUCUAAAUUAUAUUUACCCUCAUUUUUUCUGAGGACAACUGGAAAUCUAUGAGCACACUGUAUGUUAAGCUCCUCAUGAUUUAGAUGGUACCAAAGGAGAUUAUAGCCAUAUAUUAACUUCACCAAGUGGACAUAAAACCACUAGAUGUAUAGUGUUAUCUAGUCAAAAGAGACAAAUGAUACCAAAUGAGAGUAUAUUAGAUAAAAAUGAUAAGGUGGGGAAUAGUUACAUAGUGUAGAUAGAAAUGUAAAGAUACUGAGUAUGAAAUGAGUACCUUUAUAAAGAGCUCAAAACAUGUCAGAAAAGAGCAGAAUCAAUGCAAAAAUGCGGUUCUAUAGCAUUAAAUAUUCUGUUUAUAGAAAUGAAACAUUUUAGACAUCCUUUCAACUAAGCACAUAAUUACAAAGCUGUUCAAUACCUUUUUCGGAUUCCUGGGAUGUAUGCACAGUAUUAUUUUAGGGAAUAUAAAGUUUUAAUGACUCGAGGAGGAAUGUACAUUAUACAGUAACACACAAAUUACAUAUAGUGAAGUUUUAAAGCAAGCGAUUUUUUUAUAUUUUUCAGAGUCAAAACUCUUAAAUUUGACAAUUUUAGGAUAAAUAAAUAAAUAUGCCAGCUUUGAAACAAUAGAUAUAAAGGGAAAAAAUGUAUAGAAAAUAUAUUUCGACAAUGAAAGAAAUACUGGAAAUGUGAAAAAGAACAUUUUCGGACUGUUUUGAUGGCAGGUCAACAUUUUAUGAGUUGGUUUGGGGUUGCUCUGCAGGGACUUGCAGUAUUUCUGAAAUCCUGGUUAAGGCCCUGUCUCUGUAUUUAUGGUUUUAAAUGCAAUCUUAAAGGGAAUGUUAAUUUAAAAAAUAUGCCUAGAUGCAUUAAAAUACAAAUACAACAUUUAAUAUUAACAAUCUGUCAAAUAAAGCCUGUAGAAUGUAAUGCAGGCAAGAAGUUGUCCUCUUUCAGUUAGAGAAUUUGUUAAGAUUCCUCCCUUUUCCAAAGCAAGGUCUGCAUAUGAUAGAUGAAUAUUAGAUGUGGAAAGUGAGGGAAAAGAAAGCAAAGGUAUGAUAUCACAGUACUGGACCAUUAUGAGUGCACAUAGUACUAUUGGUGUUCAUCAUAACCAUUACUGAAACCUGCAGCAACCAUCAUAUUUUAAACCAUAUUUCAUGCAUACACCCAUGUUUGGUUCAAGAGAAUACACUUCCAUUCAUUUUUAGCAUUGUAUUUGACUCUGUGAGGAAAAGAGGGGUGGGUAGGUUUUGGUUUUUAAGCAGUAAACUGAGGGAAACUUGAUGCUAUGCUAUACGUUGAUGUGCAAUGUUUGUGCUUUACACGGGUAGUGGCGAGAUGCUUUUAUUGACGAUGGACUCUGGGAUGGACUGACUGUCAGUAUUUUUUUUUCUGCUGUUUGAGCCAUGUCAUGACGCUGUGGCGUCAUGGUGGCACUGAUGAUGUCACACUAUUGUCACUAAGAUGUUGAUGAGGUUACAGUGACAACAACCAUGAAUGCUGUUGGAUGUAGUUAUACAGAAAAAAUAUGGUGAAUUUAAACAAUAAAGACAAUAAAUUUGUGAAAACAAA